GUGGUAUUUGACGCCAUCAAAUAUGCAGAUCUUUGUGAAAACCUUGACGGGUAAAACCAUCACCCUUGAGGUGGAACCCAGUGAUACUAUCGAGAAUGUGAAGGCCAAGAUUCAAGACAAAGAAGGUAUUCCUCCUGACCAACAGCGACUCAUCUUCGCCGGCAAACAGUUGGAGGAUGGCCGCACGUUGUCAGACUACAACAUUCAGAAAGAGUCCACUCUUCAUCUCGUCCUGCGUCUGAGAGGAGGUAUCAUCGAGCCUUCCCUGAGACAGCUUGCACAGAAAUACAACUGUGACAAAAUGAUCUGCCGCAAAUGCUAUGCACGUCUUCACCCCCGUGCAGUCAACUGCCGCAAAAAAAAGUGUGGGCACACCAGCAACCUGCGCCCCAAGAAGAAGCUGAAGUAAACUAGCGUUCUCUUUGAUCUUUUGUCAAUGUUUUCAAUAAAAAAAUUGAAAUGGAAAA
This is a messenger RNA of Salmo salar (Atlantic salmon), 467 nucleotides long. Its product is annotated as ubiquitin A-52 residue ribosomal protein fusion product 1like 2. The record is from RefSeq and is marked provisional. Gene Ontology annotation, molecular function: protein binding; structural constituent of ribosome. Gene Ontology annotation, cellular component: ribosome. Lineage: Eukaryota; Metazoa; Chordata; Actinopteri; Salmoniformes; Salmonidae. Gene Ontology annotation, biological process: translation.